Pseudozyma flocculosa PF-1 is the source of this 2106-nucleotide messenger RNA. RefSeq lists its product as uncharacterized. Gene Ontology annotation, biological process: transcription by RNA polymerase II; transcription by RNA polymerase I; nucleotide-excision repair. Gene Ontology annotation, cellular component: transcription factor TFIIH holo complex; transcription factor TFIIH core complex. The record is from RefSeq and is a predicted model, not a curated record. The coding region runs from base 1 to 2106 and encodes 701 amino acids. The transcript has 3 exons. NCBI's taxonomy places the organism in Eukaryota, Fungi, Basidiomycota, Ustilaginomycetes, Ustilaginales, Ustilaginaceae.
AUGGCCACCUCUUCCACUGCACACCUGCAUGCGGCCGUCGCAUUCAAGCAGGUGGCCGGCACCUUAGCCGCGCACGCAAACGGCACCCUCUCCUGGACCCCCUCGACCACAUCCUCGAGCGUCGCCGCCUUCACCAUCAACUACGUCGACAUCGCCGGCCUCCAGACAUCGAAGCAGGGCGCAGAGCAGACCGCUCUCAUGGUCGCUUUGGCAAACGGCGCCCAGGUCGCAGGCAAGUCAAAGGUGCUCCUCAUCUUCAACGCAGAGCCGCAGACCGCUCUCGACAACCGCGAAGCCUUCAAAAGCGAGCUCACCACCGCCAUCAUGAACAACAGGGCAGCACAGCAGCAGCCAGCCGCCAGCGCCAGCGCCAGCGGCUCCUCGACCCCGCUCACUGCGGGCUUCGCCAGCUCGCGUCCACCUUCGGUCCCCUCAUCGCCCGCCCCGGCUGCCAGGCGAGUCGCCACUCCGGACGUCGCCUCCAGCUCCGGCUUGAGCUCACCAGGACAGUCUUUCGCCAAGCGCAGCGACACGGCCUCAGACCCGCUCAUGCCCCUCACAGACAAUAAGCUGCGCGUCAGCGUCCUCCGUUCCGACAAGAACCUGCGCAACCUUCACAUGGACGUCGUCGUUAUCGGCGGCGCCAUGAAAGACGAGGAUUUUUGGUCUCAUCCACAGCGCCAGGCGCUCAUCCGCGCAGAGCGCGCAAGGCUAGAGCAGCGCCGAGGCCGCAACGCCCGCCUCGCAGACCCCAAGCCCGCGCACAACGAGGCGGGCGAGCUCAAACUCAACGUCUCCAACGAGCUCAUCGCCGACAUUUUUGAGCAGUUCCCCGUCGUCGCGCGCGCGUACGAGGAGAACGUGCCAUCCAAGCUCGACCAGAGUGCCUUCUGGCAGCGCUACUUCCAGUCCAAGCUGUACCACCGCCUCCGCACGUCGGCGCGGUCAGCUGCAUCGGAGCACAUUGUCCAGGACGAUCCCGUCUUUGACAAGUACCUCGAGGACGAGGACGACCAGCUCGAGCCGCGCCGCCUGCGCAACCCGCACGACCGCUUGCUCGACCUGGCGGCGACCGAAGAGGACCACCAGGAGACGGGCAACACCAAGGACUGGACCAUGCGUGCCGGCGCCGAGCGCAGGACGCUGCCGCUUAUGCGCCGCUUCAACGAUCAUUCCCAAUCGCUGCUCGACUCGGCCCUGGGCGAGCAGGAGGAGGCCGAGCGUCGCGCCCGCCGCGUCGUCGGUGGCGUGGGCGAGGAGUACGACGCCAACGACCCCACCGCGAGAGAGAAUGUCGAGGCGAUCAAAGCUCGCUACUACCGCGAGAUUGAAAUCGACGAUCUCAACGAGUCCGAACGGACGGAGCGAGUGCGGCUCAACGUGAGCGAGCUCGACGGGUAUCCGCAGAGCCAGGACCGCAACCAGUCGGUGGCCAAUGGAGCCGACGAGGCGGCGGGUGAAGGGGUGGGACGGAAGCGCAAACGGGCCAACGAGGACGACGGCAGCAUCCCGCGCACGAUCGAAGAGGUGCGCGCCACCGUCGAACGGUUCGAUGCCGACAUCAAGGGAUGGAUGCCCCAGUUGGGCGACUACAAGCCGCGCAAGGGCGAGAGCGAGGUGGCGAUGAAGGUGAUGCUGCGCAACGUCCGCAGCCGCACCACGGAUAGGGGCGUCAACGAUCUCAAGACGUUACCAGCGACGCUGCAAAAGACGACAACAUCGAUCCAGGCGUCAACGACCGAGUUCCUCCGACAGCUAUGGUCAUGCCUCUCUCCGAGCUCUGCACCUCUGGGGGACGCGGCAGAGAACAAGGCGACCAACUGGAAAGACGUGCAGGCUUCCAACCUCUCGUCCUCCUCCUCGGCCGCCGCCGGCGUCGAUGCUGAAGGUGUAGCGGGAGAUGCGGCUAGGGAGAGGGAAAAGGAGGAGAGGCUAGAGCGAGCGCGCAAGAUGGUCUCGAGUCUGGAAAAGUCGCUGGACAAGAUGCAGAAUGUCCAGCUCGAGGCGGAGGAGGAGCAUGGCGUCGAUGCGGCGAGAAAGGUGGCUACCGCACUCGCGCCCACCCGACAGGCUGUUGAGAAGGCGCUCAAGAUCAGGAUCGAGUGA